AUGUUAAUACGACAGGCGUUCGCGCUAGGCGGACGCCGGAUUUUGCACACGUCUUCUGCGUCGUGUUCCAGUAGUCAGGAUCACUACCAAGUUCUUGGACUGAGGCCGGGGGCCUCUGCAAAGGUUUUCAGAGGGAAAGAUUCAUCCGAGAACUUUAUACUUUAUUUCUAGGAGAUCAAAGGCGCGUACUACAAGCUGUCGAAAAAACACCAUCCCGACACGAAUCCCGACAAUAAGGAAGAAGCUUCGAGGCUAUUUCACCAGGUUUGAAGGAAGUUAUCAUUUGUUUGUAUCCAUCAACGUUUUGGAUAAAUCUUUGAGAGAAAAAGUUUGUUUUUGAAAGCUAUUUACGCUUAUUUUGCUCAAAGAGCUUGUUUCUGGUUGAGUUACGCCUUUUCUAGCUAGGAAUGUGAAAAAGGUCUCAUCUAGAUAUUCUGAGUGCAUCUUAUUGUAGAGGACUCACACUCGUAAUAUAAUAAUAUUUACUACUCAAUAGAACAGUUAAUCAAAUUUUUCUUGGAGACGAGUGGUCGAUGGGCUGUGUUUGACAUAGCACUACUCAAAAAAUGUAUCGUGAAUUCACAAAACCCCUAAUUUUCAAAAUUUGUCUAUCCGAUCUCUUCUGCUUUUCUUGUAGAACCAUAUUAAAUAAUAAUCACUCAUUGCAAUCAACCGUUUAUACUAUCACCAUCCCAACAUCACAUGCACCUUACAAUCAAAUUCGACCAAAACCACUCCCCCAAGAAUAACAGAGACAAAGUCGUCAUUCUGGAGCUGAUGGAGCUAUCUGCGCACGAAUCGUUUAAUCAGGAUCUCGCACUAUAUUCAGAAGCCGCGAGUAAGAGCGUCGCCACCAGAAUGUACCAAACACUCUCAGCAACGCGAGAAGAACGACUGCUAUAUAAAAAAUUCGCUUUGAACAACACUAACAAGAAGUAGACUCUUUCCCAGCACAAUGCCAGUCGUAACAGUAGAACUCGUACUAUUUCCUGAAUUCAUCGUCGACACCAAUUCCAACGUCUCCGCUGUCAUCUUCGUGACGGCUUCCUUGGACACGAAAGAUUCUGGGCCAGAAAACCCGUAAAGCAUUCGCACUUAUGACGCUCUUCCCGCAGGAAACCAUUACCACUGCACAGGGUAGGACAGAGACGCUACCGUACCCUCAUCUUCAGUUGAACCAGUCCCCGAAAUUCAUCAACCCUAACACCACAAAUCUCACCUUCUAUGUCGUAGUCACUCCUGUGGGAUACUGUUUGUUUCUCGCGUACUAUUUAUGAUAUUAUUGUUCUCUCCGAUAUUUUUUUUCCAUUCUUUAAUUUUUUUUAUUAAUGCUCUGUUGAUUUUUAGUAAAUACUCAUAAAUCUCUUAAUUCAAAUACCUAAUUCUUGAUAGAUUAAAUGCAGCAUCGCUUCAGGUCGCCAUGGCUUAUGAAGUCCUGAGUUCAGAUGAAAAAAGAAAAUUGUACGAUAUGACAAGAAUAAGGACAUCUAACGUCUCCGAGUGAGUUUUGAGGGCUCAAAAUGAUUAUUGAGAGUUAGUUCCAGUGUUUAUGAAGGUCGGCCCAUGCCGAGACGUUCAGCCACCAAGCAGUAUACGGACGUCGACAUCGACUACAAGAAUUUUGAGCAGUUUCAGAGAAACACCAGGUAUCAAAUUCUCUCUUCAAAGUAUUCAAAGGAUUAUCAGUCCUUUGAGUCUGUUUCGACUUUUUUUUAGAAGGUCAAAAAAUUUUGAAAACAAGCACUUUUUCAUAAAAUAAAUUGCGUAAAAGGCCCUCUUACUGCAGGAAAAGAAGUUGAAAUUGCGGAAAACGAAAAGGCCAAAGCUUUAAAAAAUAGACUUGAAAAUAUUCUAGCCGUGAUAAGUUCAUAAACACAGAUCUGCCAUUAUCUAUUCUUAAUUGAAAGUAAUAUCUGAUGGUUUUUUAAAUGCCAAAAAAAUUUUUUUCUAUUAUAGGCGAAGACAAACAAAAUAGUUUGGUAGCUUUAGUAACUUUCAGAUUUUCAAUAAAGUUUCAGAAACCUAGAUUUCUUUACCGAUAGCAAAGGGGGAUUAGAAUUACGGAUGUCAAUGAGACUUACAAAUAAUAUGAAUCGUACCAACUGAACUUGAUGAUCUUUCCAUUCAGACGUCGGCCUCAGUAUCAUUCGCACUUUGAUAUGCCGAACGAGUUUUACUCGGAACUCGGCGGAAAACGGCAGAUCUUCAAAAGCGAAUAUGAAGAAGAUCCGGAAAAGGUUUCGAAUCCGUGAAACAAACGAGAUCAGCAUGUUUCGCUUGAAGACGGGCUCGAUGUACAAGGACAGCCGAGCGGCGCAACGAGAGCAGGAGGAACUGCGGCGGGAGUUUGAGAGGGAGCAGGAGCGGCUGCAGAAGAAGUACCCGAUCCCGACGUUCGAGCAGUUGAUGCGCGAGAAGCGCGACAAGGAGCGCAAGGAGUCCGCUCAGCACAUCGCCGCCUUCUUCGCCGCCGCCUUCGUCAUCGCUUGCACCACUUUUUUCGCUUCUAGAUAG
This is a messenger RNA of Caenorhabditis auriculariae, 2514 nucleotides long. The record is from the annotation of a GenBank genome assembly. Lineage: Eukaryota; Metazoa; Nematoda; Chromadorea; Rhabditida; Rhabditidae.